Gallus gallus (chicken) is the source of this 1023-nucleotide messenger RNA. It is a transcript of the gene OR14J1L67, whose product is annotated as olfactory receptor 14J1-like 67. The transcript has a single exon. Gene Ontology annotation, biological process: G protein-coupled receptor signaling pathway. Bases 88 to 1023 code for a protein of 311 amino acids. The record is from RefSeq and is a predicted model, not a curated record. Gene Ontology annotation, molecular function: olfactory receptor activity; G protein-coupled receptor activity. Lineage: Eukaryota; Metazoa; Chordata; Aves; Galliformes; Phasianidae. Gene Ontology annotation, cellular component: membrane.
UUACCCACAUGGAAUGCCUUGUCACUAACUUUCCUACUUCUUGGACAGGUUCUUGUGCCCACAGGUCCUGGUGCCCAGAAGUACCAGAUGCCCAACAGCAGCUCCAUCAGCGAGUUCCUCCUCCUGGCGUUGGCAGACACGCGGCAGCUGCAGCUCCUGCACUUCUGGCUCUUGCUGGGCAUCUACCUGGCUGCCCUCCUGGGCAACGGCCUCAUCAGCACAGCCGUAGCCUGCGACCACCGCCUGCACACCCCCAUGUACUUCUUCCUCCUCAACCUCGCCCUCCUCGACCUGGGCUGCAUCUCCACCACUCUCCCCAAAGCCAUGGCCAAUGCCCUCUGGCACACCAGGCACAUCUCCUAUGCAGGAUGUGCUGCACAGAUCUUUUUCUUUCUCUUCUUCCUCGCAGCAGAAUAUUCAAUUCUCACCAUCAUGUCCUAUGACCGCUACGUUGCCAUCUGCAAGCCCCUGCACUACGGGACCCUGCUGGGCGGCAGAGCUUGUGCCACCAUGGCAGCAGCUGCCUGGGGCACGGGGAUCCUUAGUUCCGUGCUGCACACUGCUAACACAUUUUCACUGCCUCUGUGCCAAGGCAAUGCUGUGGAUCAGUUCUUCUGUGAAAUCCCCCAGAUCCUCAAGCUCUCCUGCUCAAAAUCAUAUCUCAGGGAAGUUGGGCUUACUGUGAUCAACGCCCUUUUGUUCUUUGGGUGUUUUGCUUUCAUUCUUUUCUCCUAUGUGCAGAUCUUCAGGGCUGUGCUGCGGAUACCCUCUGAGCAGGGACGGCACAAAGCCUUCUCCACGUGCCUCCCUCACCUGGCUGUGGUCUCCCUCUUUGUCAGCACUGCCACAUUUGCCUACCUGAAGCCCCCAUCACUUUCCUCCCCAUCCCUGGACCUGAUGGUGGCAGUGUUAUACACGGUGGUGCCUCCAGUCAUGAACCCCAUCAUCUACAGCAUGAGGAACCAGGAGAUCAAGCAAGCUCUCAGGACACUAUUUGGAGAUAAAUUGCUUUGGCACCAGUAA